This is a messenger RNA of Centropristis striata (black sea bass), 1497 nucleotides long. Its product is annotated as keratin, type II cytoskeletal 8-like. Gene Ontology annotation, cellular component: keratin filament. NCBI's taxonomy places the organism in Eukaryota, Metazoa, Chordata, Actinopteri, Perciformes, Serranidae. Gene Ontology annotation, biological process: keratinization; intermediate filament organization. The coding region runs from base 94 to 1497 and encodes 467 amino acids. The record is from RefSeq and is a predicted model, not a curated record. Gene Ontology annotation, molecular function: structural constituent of skin epidermis. The transcript has 7 exons.
UCUUAGUGUGCUCUACUGCUCUGCCAAACCUCUCUGUCACUGCUCCCCCUUUUCUCUGCAAAUCCUUUCCUUUCAGAGGAAACAAAACCAACCAUGAGCAGGAAGGUGACGAGUUCUUCCGUGUCCUACAGGUCCAGUGCAGGCGGAGGGGGCAUGGGCUUUGGUAGUGGCAGUGGCAGUGCGGGAAGCAUGAGGUACAGCAGCGGAGGCGGAUAUUCCUCAAAAUCUGCAGUGUUUGCAUCAGCAAGCCCAAGAAUAUCCUCUAGUAGCAUGAGUGUUAGAGGCUAUGGUAGUGGUGGUGGUGCUGGCAGCUUUGGUGGUGGACGUAGUGGUGGUUUUGCCUUUGGUGGUGGUGGUGGUGGUAGUGGUAGUGCCUUUGGCGCUGGUAAUGCUGGUGGUUUUAUGGCUUACGGUAUGUCUUUUGGUGGUGGUGCUGCUGGUGGUGGCGGCUUUGGUGGUGGAAUGCCAGGCGCCACCAUCCAGGCCGUCCAAUGCAACACGAGCCUGCUAGCCCCAGUUAAUGUUGACAUCGACCCCACGAUCCAGACCGUCAAAACCCAAGAGAAAGAUCAGAUCAAGACUCUCAACAACCGCUUCGCCAGCUUCAUUGAUAAGGUGCGCUUCCUGGAGCAGCAGAACAAAAUGCUGGAGACCAAGUGGAGCCUGCUGCAGGAGCAGACCACCACCCGUUCCAACAUUGAUGGCAUGUUCGAGGCCUACAUCGCCAACCUGCGCAGACAGCUGGAUGGCCUUGGCAAUGAGAAGGUCAAGCUGGAAGGAGAGCUAAGGAACAUGCAGGGACUUGUGGAGGACUUCAAGAACAAAUAUGAAGAUGAAAUCAACAAGCGUGCAGGUGUGGAGAAUGAGUUUGUGCUCCUGAAGAAGGAUGUAGAUGGUGCCUACAUGAACAAAGUUGAGCUGGAAGCCAAGGUUGAUUCCCUUCAGGAUGAGAUUAACUUCCUUAGAGCUAUCUAUGAGGCGGAACUGGCUGAGCUCCAGGGACAGAUCAAGGACACCUCAGUCAUUGUGUCGGUGGAAAACAGCCGUCAGCUGAAUAUGGAAGAUAUUGUGGCUGAAGUCAAGGCUCAGUAUGAGGAUAUGGCCAACGCAUCCAGGUCAGAAGCAGAGCAGUGGUAUCAAGGAAAGGUCACUGAGAUGCAGCAGUCUGCAGGCCAGACCGGAGAUGAUCUUCGCAACACCAAGAGUGAGAUUGCUGAGCUCAACCGCAUGAUUAGCCGCCUUCAGAAUGAGAUUGAAUCAGUCAAGGGACAGCGUGCAAACUUGGAGGCCCAGAUCGCUGAGGCUGAGGAGCGUGGUGAGCUGGCCGUGAAGGACGCCAAGGCCCGCAUUAGGGACCUGGAGGAAGCCCUACAGAGAGCCAAACAGGACAUGGCCCGCCAAGUCCGCGAGUACCAGGAGCUCAUGAACGUCAAGCUGGCUCUGGACAUUGAGAUCGCCACAUACAGGAAACUGCUGGAAGGAGAGGAAUUCAGGUAA